AUGCAAAUGCCAUUUGUUGGUGGUGAUGCUGGGGACGUUUGGUCUCAUUCUUCGAUGAAUCAUGAGAUCUUUGAGUCCUAUUCUCAGUUUGAGCAUGCUCCUCCGUUCAAGAGAAUGAGGGAGUUCGGUAGCAAUUCGCCGAAUUCUGCAGCUUUUUCUGCGAUGAAUUCUAGAGUAAAUCCACCAAAUCUUCUUGGAAGAAAAGGGACGAGCCAUAUAUUUUACAAAACCCGUAUGUGUGCUAAGUUCUUGGAAGGAACUUGUAGGAAUGGGGAACACUGUACAUUUGCUCAUGGUGUUGAAGAUCUGCGGGAGCCUCCUCCGAAUUGGCAGGACUUGGUACGUGAAAAGGAUGGAGGAGCAGAGAACUGGAAUGAUGAUCAAAAAAUAAUACAUAGGAUGAAAAUUUGCAAGAAGUUUUAUAACGGAGAGGAGUGUCCUUAUGGAGAUAAGUGUAAUUUUCUUCAUGAACGUCCUCCAAAAUUUAAGACUGACAUGCCAAGGCACAGAGAGAGUUCUGCAAUAAGUAUCGGAACUACUGGAAACAGAUGUGAUCCCGAGCUGAUUGAGAUUAGCAAGCAUGGAAAUGCUGAUUCAGAUGCUGUCCGUAUUAAACCUGUAUACUGGAAGACGAAGAUAUGCAGCAAGUGGGAGACAACAGGUCAAUGCCCCUUCCGUGAUCGUUGUCACUUUGCUCAUGGCCAAUCAGAGUUGCAAAUGCCUACUGGCCGAGUUGAGAUGGAUAUGUUAACGAAUUCUGGCCUCAUUACUCCAAGUCCCUUCUCCAUUCAGCCUGUUGACUCAUCCUCUGUGAACACACUGGUUAAUGCUUCUAUGCAAGAAGAAAAAGAGGAAAAGAAGAUCCAUAAAUGGAAACUAUCCAAGAAAAUCAGUCGAAUAUAUGGAGAUUGAAUCGAUGAUCUAGUCCCACCCCACCUCCAUCCUGAUAACGCCGACAACUGAUUUUUCAGGUUGCAUUU
Messenger RNA from Solanum verrucosum, 980 nucleotides. RefSeq names its product zinc finger CCCH domain-containing protein 39-like. The transcript has 2 exons. The coding region runs from base 1 to 912 and encodes 303 amino acids. The record is from RefSeq and is a predicted model, not a curated record. Gene Ontology annotation, molecular function: metal ion binding; mRNA binding. Lineage: Eukaryota; Viridiplantae; Streptophyta; Magnoliopsida; Solanales; Solanaceae.